Oldenlandia corymbosa var. corymbosa is the source of this 1518-nucleotide messenger RNA. NCBI's taxonomy places the organism in Eukaryota, Viridiplantae, Streptophyta, Magnoliopsida, Gentianales, Rubiaceae. The record is from the annotation of a GenBank genome assembly.
AUGGCUUUGGAGAAUGAAAGUAGUCGUACCAUUCACCAACUUUUGUCCAAGAUUGCUACCAAUGAUCAACAUGGGGAAAACUCCCCUUAUUUUGAUGGUUGGAAAGCAUAUGAAAUUGACCCUUUUCAUCCCACUAAAAAUCCAGAUGGUAUCAUUCAAAUGGGGCUUGCUGAAAACCAGCUAUCUUGUGACUUGAUAGAGGAGUGGAUUAGGAAAAAUCCAGCAGCAUCGAUUUGCACUACUGAAGGAGUAAACAAGUUCAAGGACAUAGCCAAUUUCCAGGAUUAUCACGGAUUGCCCGAAUUCAGAAAAGCAGUAGCGAGACUAAUGGGGAAAAUAAGAGGAGAUAGAGUGAGUUUUGAUCCAGACCGAAUAGUGAUGGCCGGUGGAGCAACUGGAGCUAGUGAGCUCAUCAUGUUUUGUUUAGCAGAUCCUGGGGACGCUUUCUUGGUGCCUACCCCUUAUUAUCCAGCAUUUGAUAGGGACCUAAAAUGGAGAACAGGCGUCCAGCUCGUGCCAGUAAUUUCCCACAGCUCAAACAACUUCAAGAUCACAAAAGAAGCUUUGGACGAUGCCUAUGAAAAUGCCCGAAAAUCCAACAUUCGAGUCAAAGGCGUGGUUAUCGCAAACCCUUCAAAUCCAUUAGGUACGACCGUUGACCUAGACACACAAACAAUCCUCCUCAAAUUCAUCAACGACAAACAAAUCCACCUCGUUUGCGACGAGAUUUAUUCCUCCACCGUCUUUGCCGGCAAUCCUCCCGGCCGGAAUUUUGUCAGCAUAGCCGAAGUCAUUGAAGGCGUGGAAAAUUGUACCGUUAACCGCAACCUCAUUCACAUUAUUUACAGCUUGUCCAAGGACAUGGGGCUUCCGGGUUUUCGUGUCGGAAUCAUGUACUCCUACAAUGACGCCGUCGUGCAAUGUGGCCGGAAAAUGUCAAGUUUCGGGUUGGUCUCCUCGCAAACGCAGCAUCUCUUGGCGUCCAUGCUAUCGGACGACGAAUUCAUCCAUCAUUUCUUGGCCGGAAAUUCCGAGAGGCUGGCCAAAAGGCACGCGGAAUUCACGAACGGGCUACGUGAGGUUGGGAUUACUUGCCUUACAAGUAACGCCGGGUUGUUUUGUUGGAUGGAUUUACGUCAAUUACUAAAAGAAUCCACGUUCGAAGCGGAAAUGGUGCUUUGGAAAGUGAUUAUUAACCAAGUUAAGCUUAAUGUUUCUCCAGGGUUUUCGUUCCAUUGUAACGAGCCGGGCUGGUUUAGGGUUUGUUUUGCAAACAUGGAUGAAGAGACAUUGGAAUUGGCUUUGAAAAGGAUAAAGAAUUUCAUGGAGAAUUUGAAAAGGAAAGAAGAAUGGCGAAGGAAUAAUCUCAGCAGACUUAGCUUAAAGUUAUCAUCAGCUGGAGGAAGCAGACACGAUCAUCAUGAUCAUGUUGGUCUCAACAAAGCAUCACCAAGAAGUAGUACUACUGGAAUAUUGUCUCCUCAUUCCCCCAUGUCUCAGACACAGCUGGUUAAUUAG